GAAAAGAAAGCGUUGCAUUAUUUGCACUACGCGUUGAGCGGCGCGUGACGCACGGCUCAUUUAAUUACUUAGCAGAAGUUAGAAGCGCCCGUGUCCGUGUUUCUUCCUUAAUUUCUUCUUCACCUUAUUAUCAUCAAAUGUUCUGAGAUUGAGCUCAUGUUGGGUGUAGGUGAGAAAGAACUCACAAUAGAGAACAACAACACAAUUCCAUGGCUGAUUUUGACUCAACUUAUAGUCCUCCUUCUCCUCUUUGCGCUCCUCUUUUUCUUCACCCUCCUCCCAUUGGGUCCCGACGACCACCACCACAACAACCUUGUCACCGCCGACACGCCCCCUCCUCCGACAACCUCUUCCAGUGUCUUCUUUUUCGACGAUAUUCAAAUUCAGCAGAUUGACUCCCCGUUUACUAAUCACGAUUCAUCGCCCACUCAUCCAACAACCACCUUGCAGGGUGGGCAGAACCUAUUAUUAAAAGGCGAAAUAGCAACGGGUCCAAGUCCAAGCAUGAGAAGGGAAGAAGAGAUAAUGGAGGAGGAGGAGGAGGAGGCUGCAUCGUUGUAUUUCCACCCUUGCCAUUAUUUUCAAUUAGCCACGGUGGCAUUCCUCAAAUGUUUCGGCUUGGAUUCUACAUCUGAUAGCCCUUCAACACGAAGACAUAGGAAAAGAAAAGAAAGCUGAUUAUGAAAAUUAUGUAAUUGUCACCAUUAUGAACAUUUUCUUCAUCAUUUCUCUUAUAGCCCGAGGCUCUACGCAAUUUGGUGGCACAGAAAUUAUGUCGUUGUAGCAUAAUGACGCUUGCUUAAUUUGACAAAUUAACCCCACGGCAAUUGGGUAGAGAUUAGAGAAGCAAAAACACAGUUUUCUUACGCACGAUCUGA
This is a messenger RNA of Glycine soja, 878 nucleotides long. RefSeq lists its product as uncharacterized. NCBI's taxonomy places the organism in Eukaryota, Viridiplantae, Streptophyta, Magnoliopsida, Fabales, Fabaceae. Gene Ontology annotation, biological process: innate immune response. The coding region runs from base 157 to 678 and encodes 173 amino acids. The transcript is spliced from 2 exons. The record is from RefSeq and is a predicted model, not a curated record.